Messenger RNA from Coprinopsis cinerea okayama7#130, 600 nucleotides. RefSeq lists its product as hypothetical. The transcript has 2 exons. The record is from RefSeq and is a predicted model, not a curated record. Lineage: Eukaryota; Fungi; Basidiomycota; Agaricomycetes; Agaricales; Psathyrellaceae. Gene Ontology annotation, molecular function: protein binding. The coding region runs from base 1 to 600 and encodes 199 amino acids.
AUGGAUGUGGAUGGGAAAACAACCGAAGGACUGCCUACGGAAGCUGUUCUCAAUCGCUCAGCAACGAUAUGGUACCCAGACGGCAACAUCGUGCUCCAGGCGGAAAACACCCAAUUCCGAGUCCACCAAAGUAUCCUGGCCAGGCACUCCGAAUUCUUUUCAAACAUGUUUUCUAUGCCCUAUCCCAGAGACCCAAUGGGACCAACAGUGGAGGGGUGCAAUGUCGUUUCGCUUGCGUAUGAUUCAGCCUCACACUGGCAAGCCUUAUUAGAAUUACUUUACGAUGGUGGAACAAAAUUUCUCAAGAUGGACUCGUCAUGGCCUCUCAAACUUGUUGAGGCCGUUUUGACUUUGGGGGACAAGUACACCUUCGACAACCAGCGCACGGAGGCCGAAACUCGCUUUCUAAAUACAUUCCCAGACGAAUUCGGCAUCAUGACACCCAAAGAUCCAGUUUUCUCUGAAAGGUGGAUAUAUCUGGACAAGGACAGGUCAUUUUGUGACUUUGUCAACCUGGCAUUCGAAUUUGAAGCCCUUCACAAAGCUUUGCCCUAUUAUUGCUCAGGUCUCUGGUCUCGGGGAUACCAAAAUUCUGGGUAA